This is a messenger RNA of Brassica napus (rape), 7187 nucleotides long. Its product is annotated as floral homeotic protein APETALA 3-like. Gene Ontology annotation, molecular function: RNA polymerase II cis-regulatory region sequence-specific DNA binding; protein dimerization activity; DNA-binding transcription factor activity, RNA polymerase II-specific. The coding region runs from base 91 to 765 and encodes 224 amino acids. Gene Ontology annotation, cellular component: nucleus. The transcript has 8 exons. The record is from RefSeq and is a predicted model, not a curated record. Gene Ontology annotation, biological process: positive regulation of transcription by RNA polymerase II. Lineage: Eukaryota; Viridiplantae; Streptophyta; Magnoliopsida; Brassicales; Brassicaceae.
UUUCACUUCUCUUCUUCUUAUUAUAAUCUCUUUGUCCUCUUCGCCAAAUCUCUUCAACAAAAUAUCAAAAACUAAAUAGAGAGAAGAAUAAUGGCGAGAGGGAAGAUCCAGAUCAAGAGGAUAGAGAACCAGACCAACCGACAAGUGACGUAUUCAAAGAGAAGAAAUGGUUUGUUCAAGAAAGCUCACGAGCUCACGGUCUUGUGUGACGCUAGGGUUUCGAUUAUCAUGUUCUCUAGCUCCAACAAGCUUCAUGAGUUUAUCAGCCCUAACACCACAACGAAGGAGAUCUUAGAUCUGUACCAAACAGUUUCUGAUGUUGAUGUUUGGAGCGCUCACUAUGAGAGAAUGCAAGAAACCAAGAGGAAACUGCUGGAGACAAAUAGAAAUCUUCGGACUCAGAUUAAACAGAGGCUAGGCGAGUGUUUGGACGAGUUUGAUAUUCAGGAGCUGCGUAGUCUUGAGGAAGAAAUGGAAAACACUUUCAAACUCGUUCGCGAGCGCAAGUUUAAAUCGCUUGGGAAUCAAAUCGAGACCACCAAGAAAAAGAACAAGAGCCAGCAAGACAUACAAAAGAAUCUCAUACAUGAGCUGGAACUAAGAGCAGAAGAUCCUCAUUAUGGACUAGUAGACAAUGGAGGAGACUACGAUUCCGUUCUUGGAUAUCAACUUCGUUUCCAUCAGAACCAUCACCACCAUUAUCCCAACCAUGCCCUUCAUGAAGCAUCUGCCUCUGACAUCAUUACCUUCCACCUUCUCGAAUAAUUAAGGGUUUGAAGGUUGCUGGUGAUGUCAUUAUCUAUCUAUUUAAUAAAAUAAAUACUUAAAAGCGUAAGGCUGGUCCUACUGAAACCUUAAAAAUGGUCAUGUUUCUUAAUUAUGUAUUUUCUGAAACCUUAAGAAUUAUGGAUUGUGUGAUCAGUAGCUUGCUGCUUUAACUUCUUGUGGAUUGAACAUUCAACACUAUGUAUGAUAUUAUAUUGACGAUUUCCUACCUAUGCUUCGUUACUACCGUUAUAAUCCAUAUAUCAUCACAAGAGCAAACACCGAAAAAAUCUAGCCUAUGAAACCCUUCUCUUUGUCUAAGAUUCAUUUGAAACAUUCUCCCUAUAUGCAUGCUUGAGAUUUAGCCUCCUUUCUGUAUUGCUUGCAUACCCAAAACUCAAGGGCAAUUAUUUUAUGGAGACACAUCCAGACAUCCUCCAACUAUAAUCUGAAGCCUUUUAUGAUUCUCCAACUUGUAUUAUAAUUUGUAUAUUUUAAAAAUGAGACCACUCUAUGAAAGGCCUUAAUGAUACAAUUUUGUGGUUUGGCUGUGCAAUCUUUGAACUUCUACCUCUAUUUAUGGUUCAUAUACUUUUUAAGUUUUUGCCUCGUCUAAACUUAAAAACCAAUAACAUAAUUAAGUAUUGGUAGCUUAAUGGUAACAGCAGGGGCACGGUGUUUGUUCCGAAAUUGAUUUUGCUAGCAAAGUUAUUACUCCCUCUAAGACCACCCGCAACGCGGGUACGUAAGAGAAACUUAGCGCGAAGACCUAUGUAAAUCCGAGUAUUAUAAUAGUUUAAUUUUUUCUUUAAAGGGUCCGUAAACAAGGAGUUUAAGGACUUAAUCCUUACGUGCGUGGCAACACCUGAUAGGCGAGGGGAUGGGGUUGCUUUCGCGUGUGGGAAAAAACCGAGUCACUUUCUUCCUUCUUCUCGAAAAAAAAAACUCUCGCGAUAUCGAAGGCGAUUCGGCGACAGGAGAAAGCUUAAGGUAAAUCGGAGCUUUCACGUCAAUAUUUGUGCAUUUGGAGUUGUUGCAUGUUGAUUUCAUCUGGUUUUAGGGUUCUAUUGAGGGGUUUGAAUCGAUUUACGGUUUCAAAUCGAUUUGGAGAUUUUAAUCGAAUUAGGAUUUUCAUCUGGGUUUGUUAUUUUCUUCAUCUCGAUUCCCUUCUUUGUUGUUUUGGUCGUUAUUAAGGUUCAGAUUGAGUUAUAAAUCGUUAUAGGGUUCAGGAUUGAGUUCUAAAUCGAUUUAGGGUUCGGGUAUAGAGUUCUAAAUUGAUUAGUUUUUGUUCUUGCAGGUGUUGAAAUGGAGGAAGAAUUAAGAGAUAUGAAAGCACACAAAGAUUACUACAACAUGCUUCAUUACGUUGCAGAUGCGCAACAGGGUAUUCCUCAACUCUACCCUUGUGGAUCAAUCACGAAGGAAGUCGUUGAUGAAGAGGACACAUAUGACUACCUCCCUGGGAAAAGAUACUUCAUAUGCAAAGACUUCGAGGUAUAUAGUGUUCUCUGUUAUUCACAUUAUUCUUCUUCGAAAUGAAUUAGCAGUUUCACAAUGGUUAUUAUGUUUUGGCAGAAUGACGGGUUGCAUUUCAGGCAACCAUGGGUUAUGGGAAUGCAACAAGAGGUUGAGAGGCUCAAAAAAUAAUUCUACGAGCAGGAGAAGCUUCUAAGAAAGUGUCAGGCGCUUAAGGUGAGUUCAAUCUAAAUUGUAACAUGAAAUUGAUAGUUGUUUGUACAACCUUUCUAACAUAAUGAUUGGUUUGUGUGAUAUAUGUUCAGGAGCAGGUGAGGAUGUUGCAUAUGCGUGUGACUGGACUUGAGAGAGGCCAUUCGGAGGUUAGUGUCUAAACUUACUUGUAGUUUUAGAAACCAUCAUUUAAACUUAAGUGUGUAGUUUAAGAAAAUAACACUAAAUCUCUUCCUUGUUUGAACUUUAAAACUUUCUAGUUCAAACGUAAGUUUGUAGUUUGAGAACAAUAACUUCUGUUCUUUGAACUAGUUAAGUUUCUGGUGUGAAUUUGAAAGUGAAAUGAUAGGUUUUAAAUGCGAAGUAAACCACUUGUCCUUUGAAUGCGAAGUUAAGCAUUAAAUUGUGCCUAACUGCUUAUUUGCGGGGAAAAGCUUCAUUAAUUUUUUUGUAACUGUUAUCAUAGGAUUGUUUCCUACUAGGAUUCAAUAGAUUUGCGUAAAUAAUCCCUUAUAUAGUCGCCUCCCUUAGCUCGUUUAGUAAACCAUAGUCUUCUUCCUAAAUGGCAAACUCCACAAGUUUUGUUAACCUUUUAGCUAGUCAAGGGGUAGUUGACCUUGACUCACCCGAACCUCCCUUUAGCAGCCAAUUUUCCGAUGAGUCUAGGGUAAAAGAGAGGAGAAAAUGGUCAUCGAAGGGGGAUAUAAUCCUCAUUGGUGCUUGGCUCAACACCAGCAAAGACCCAAUAGUCGGUAAUGAACAGAAAGCUGGUCACUUCUGGAAGAGGAUUGUAGAGUAUUACAACUCCAGUCCUCUACUGGUUGGGACAAUCCCAAGAGAACUCGGGCAAUGCAAGCAAAGAUGGGCUAGGAUCAAUGACUUGGUGUGUAAGUUUUCAUGCUGCUACGAGAUGGCACUGAGGGAGCAGAGAAGCGGGCAAAAUGACGACGAUGUGAUGAAGGCUGCCUUGGAUAUCUUCUACAAUGACAAGGGCAUUAAGUUUAACUUGGAACAUGUGUGGAGGGAGCUUAGGAAUGAUGUGAAAUGGUCCUCCACCUAUCUCGAGAAGGACAGUGGUAAGGACAAGCGCAAAUUUGUUGAUUCUGAUGCUCAAUGGUCAGUGACAGAGCCACAAGAGAGACCCAUGGGAGUUAAGGCAGCUAAGGCUACUGGCAAGAGGAAGAAACUUGGAAAAGAAGAAGAACUAGGACAACUUAAAGAAAUGAUGGAGACCAAAAAGCAAAUCUCAAAUCAGAGUUUGCUUGCAAGUUUGGUUGCAAAGACCGAGCCACUCUCUGAUAUGGAAGAAGCUCUGAAAAUGAAAUUACUGUCUGAGAUGUUGUGAUUAUUGAUGGUUGGUUAACGCUAGUUUAGUGAUGUUUUUUUUAUCUUUUUUACUAUGCUUGCAAGUUUGGUGAUAAUUGUCUGAGAUGAACUCUGCUUGCAUCUUUGCUUACACAUCUCUUUUUUCUCUGUUUCAGGUCAAGUACAAGCCCAUGUGAGUACUGAAGACAAGUACGCUGCUAUAUAAGUCACGGGUUCUCUGUUGCCUUUCUGCUUUGUUUGUUUAUGCUAGUGUUUUCAUGUGAACCAAGUCACGGGUUCUCUGUUGCCCUUUCUUGGCUUUAUAACUAUGUUUGUUCUCUCGGCUUUGUAACUCAUUUGCUUCUUCUUCUACUACUUUCAAACUUGUAUCUCUUGAACGUGUAACUCAUCUGCUUCUUCUUCAAUGACUUUGUAACUCUACUGCUUCUUCUACUACUUGUACUGCUUUGUAACUCUAGUGUAAGCUCUCUGUUUCUUACUAUUGUUUUAGCCAAUGUUCCAAAGUCUUUGUUUAGCUACUUGUAGUAUGAUCAAGCACGAUUUUCUUCUAUUUUUGAACUUUGGAUCGAGUUUUCGAACAAGCACGGUUUUUCUUCUGUUUUCGAACUUGUCCUUCGAUUUUCGUUUUUGAUUUAAGCACAACUUUGUAUCGAGUUUCGUUUUCCUCAUCGAUCAAACGGUUUUGUCGUCCAAUUUUUUGAUUAAAAAAAACGAUCAAAAAACGAGUUAAAAAAAAUGAUAAUCUUGGGAGAUGGAGGUUUUAUUUGUUAUAGUUCUUACAAUUUUUCCUUUAUAAAUCAAUUUUGAAGGUAUUAUAGCCAAAUAUGGGAGAUGAAUUCGAUCAAAGAUUCGAAGCGUCUUUCGAUGAAUGUUUUGAAGAUACAUACAACAGCAUCGUGGAGGAUCGAGCAAAUAAACACAAGAAACGUGCAUAUAUCGAACGAAACCGCGAAGCAGGCCACAUCCGUCUAUGGAAUGACUACUUCAGUGAAGAUCCGACAUAUCCGGCUCAUAUAUUCAGACGCCGUUCCGCAUGAACAACGCAGUUUUCAUGCGUAUUGUCGAUCGCCUCUCAGAAAAUGUUCUAUUUUUUCAACAAAGAAAAGAUGCAGUCGGAAGGUUAGGUCUAUCUCCAAUACAAAAGUGUACGGCAGCUAUUCGUAUGCUUGCUUAUGGGAGCGCAGCUGACGCCGCUGACGAAUAUCUCCGACUUGGUGAAAGCACAACACUUUCGUGUUUAACUAAUGUCACAGAAAGCGUAAUACAUUUAUUUGGAGAUGAGUAUCUACGAAGACCAACUCCAAAGGAUCUUCAACGACUACUCGAUAUUGGAGAGAUAUGUGGCUUUCCUGGAAUGAUAGGAAGCAUCGACUGUAUGCAUUGGGAGUGGAAAAAUUGUCCAACCGCUUGGAAGGGACAGUACACACGUGGAUCAGAAAAGCCGACAAUUGUCUUGGAGGCGGUUGCUUCAUAAGAUCUUUGGAUAUGGCACGCCUUUUUUGGUCAUCCAGGUACCUUAAACGAUAUUAACGUCCUCGAUCGGUCACCUGUUUUUGAUGACAUUUUACAAGGUCGAGCUCCAAGGGUCCAGUACGUAGUCAACGGACACCAGUAUGAUAUGGCGUACUACCUCACGGACGGUAUAUAUCCAAAAUGGUCAACAUUUAUCCAAUCUAUCUCACUCCCUCAAGGUCCUAAAGCAGAGUUAUUUGCUAAAAUUCAAGAAUCAACCCGAAAAGAUGUGGAGCGUGCUUUUGGAGUAUUGCAAGCUCGAUUUGCAAUAGUGAAAAACCCAGCUAUUUUGUGGGACAAGAGACAAAUAGGGAUGGUUAUGCGAACAUGUAUGAUACUGCACAAUAUGAUAAUAGAAAAUGAACGCAAUGGAUACACUCAGUAUGAUACAUCUGAGGUUGAAGAAGGAACCUCGACCAGAAGUUCAUAAUUUUUAAAUUUCUAAAAAGAAAAAUUAAUAAAAAAUUCUAAAGACUUCAUACAUGGGACAUACAAUUAGGAUCAGAGUCCUUAACAAUUACUGUUUUUUGUGGGCAAGUAUAUUACUGUUUGUUUGAUCUACACCCAAAAAAUGGGAAUGGUAUAACAUGCAAUUCAGUUUAAAACCGAAAAUCUAUAAUAUCAAAACCGAAACGAGCAAUAAUAAAUACUUUUUAAACCAACAAAUAACCAAGAACCGAGAAUCAGCAUCAAGUAAAUGUCAUAUCGAGAAGAGAGCACAUCAUCUCUUUGCUUUCAUCUCUUUGCCUUUGUCUCUAUACUUUCCUCCCGGAGCUCCGAUCUUUAAAUUGCGUCGUUGUUUUUGUACAAUCGGAGGAUCCUCGGAGAUAAUCAAUACCAUCAGUAACCUAGUCUCUCCGAUUUAGCGAUUUAAUAUUCAUCAUUUUGUUGUGUUGUGAUUACAUAUAUGUUAACGUAUCAAUUUGGUAUCGCAAUCCAGAUCUAGUCGGUUGACUUCUUCUCUAGAGAAAUGAGUCAGCAGAAGGGUUUGAUUUACAGCUUCGUUGCCAAAGGAACCGUCGUUUUAGCGGAGCAUACUCCUUACUCAGGAAACUUUAGCACCAUUGCUGUUCAGUGUCUGCAAAAGCUCCCCAAAAAUAGCAGCAAAGUAUACUUACUCUUGCGAUGCCCACACCUUCAAUUUCCUUGUCGAAAACAAUGGUUUCGGUGAGAGAUUUGUUAUUAGAGUGUUUGAUUGUGUGUAUAUGUAUGUAGUGUUUCUUGUGGUUGCUGAUGAGUCCACUGGAAGAAGUGUGUUCCUUUUGUUUUCCUUGAGCGGGUUAAGGAAGAUUUCAAGAAGCGGUAUGAGGCGAGUAUAAAGAAUGAUGCUGAUGAUGAUGAAGACGAUGAUUUCUUUGCGGAUCGGUUUAGCAUUGCGUACAAUCUUGACAGGGAGUUUGGGUCUGUCUCUAACCAUGUUCUUAGUUUUUUCUGCCCUCUUACAGGCCUCUACUUAAGGAGCAUAUGCAGUUUUGUAUGAGCCAUCCUGAAGAGAUGAGCAAACUUUCCAAGUUGAAGGCUCAUAUUAAUGAUGUCAAGGGGAUCAUGAUGGACAACAUUGACAAGGUUCUGGACAGAGGAGAGAGGAUUGAGCUUCUGGUAGACAAAACCGAGAACCUCCAGUUCCAGGCGGAUAGCUUCCAGAGACAAGGGAGACAGCUAAGAAGGAAGAUGUGGAUACAGAGCCUGCAAAUGAAGCUGAUGGUGGGAGGUGCUGUUUUGUCCUUUAUUCUCAUCGUUUGGGUUGUUGCUUGUGGUGGUUUUAAAUGCUCGUCAUGAUGUUUUGCUCUCGUUUGUUUCUGUUUGAUCGUCACCACCUUGUUUUCACACGUAAAACGCAUGCUCACGUUUGUACAUGUUGGAACUUAUCAUCAUCAUCAUCGUCAUCAUCAUCA